Messenger RNA from Tachysurus fulvidraco (yellow catfish), 1690 nucleotides. RefSeq names its product alcohol dehydrogenase 1-like. Gene Ontology annotation, cellular component: cytosol. Lineage: Eukaryota; Metazoa; Chordata; Actinopteri; Siluriformes; Bagridae. Bases 136 to 1368 code for a protein of 410 amino acids. Gene Ontology annotation, biological process: formaldehyde catabolic process. The record is from RefSeq and is a predicted model, not a curated record. Gene Ontology annotation, molecular function: S-(hydroxymethyl)glutathione dehydrogenase [NAD(P)+] activity; zinc ion binding. The transcript is spliced from 8 exons.
CUGCACCACCCCAUUCCGAUUCUGUGUUCUGUAUUCUUCUUGUAUUGGCUUGAGUAUAUAAUUGUGAGCCAAAUAUUCUGUGUCCUCCUUUUUCAUUCUUUCUUUCUCGGUCUGCAGAAGUGACAGCAACAAGUUAUGGCCACUGCAGGAAAGGUGAUUAAAUGUCGGGCUGCUGUAGCCUGGGAGCCCAAUACUCCAAUGGUGAUAGAGGAGAUUGAAGUGGCUCCACCCCAAAAGAAUGAAUUACGUAUCAAGGUGAUAGCUACAGGUGUUUGUCACACCGAUUUGUACCAUCUGUUUGAGGGCAAGCAUAAGGAGGGAUUUCCUGCUGUGCUUGGUCAUGAAGGUGCUGGUGUGGUGGAAAGUGUUGGACCUGGAGUCACAGAGUUUAAACCAGGUCAAAACAGGAUACAAUGCUCACUAUUCAUUCUGUUUCUCUGGAUUGCUGCUUGCUUGCUUACCUGUAGUGUACUGACCUCUUCUAAUGUUUUCACAGGUGAUAAGGUCAUUCCCCUCUUCAUCUCUCAGUGUAGAGAGUGCAAGUUCUGUAAGAGCCCAAAGACUAACCUCUGUGAGCAGAGCUGGACUAGUGACCGAUAUGCUCAGAUGUCAGAUACUAUCACACGCUUCACCUGUCGUGGUAAGCCUGUCCUGCAGUUCAUGGGCACCAGCACCUUUUCCGAGUACACGGUCAUGAACCAGAUUGCCGUGACAAAGAUCCACAAUGAUGCCCCAUUGGACCGCGUUUGCCUGCUUGGCUGUGGUAUUUCCACUGGCUACGGAGCAGCAGUCAACACCGCCAAGGUUGAGCCAGGCUCAGUGUGUGCAGUGUUCGGGCUUGGAGCUGUAGGCCUUGCAGCAGUCAUGGGAUGUAAGAAUGCUGGAGCCUCCAGGAUCAUUGCUGUGGACAUAAAUGAGCAGAAGUUUGAAAAAGCAAAGGUAUUUGGUGCCACUGACUUUGUAAACCCCAAAGCACACAAAAAGCCUGUCAGUGAGGUUCUGGCAGAAAUGACCAAUGGGGGUGUGGAUUUCUCCCUGGAGUGUGUGGGUAACGUGGCUGUUAUGAGGAGUGCACUGGAGGCAUGUGCUAAAGGUUGGGGUGUGAGUGUGCUUGUUGGCUGGACAGACGUUAGUGAUUUUUCUGCUCGACCUAUUCAGCUAAUUGCUGGAAAGACCUGGAAAGGAUCGCUCUUUGGAGGCUUUAAGAGUAAGGACUCUAUUCCAAACCUAGUCCUAGACUACAUGGCUGGUCGUAUAAAGCUGGACGAGUUUGUAACCCAUACUAUGAAUCUCGAGCAGGUCAACGAUGCAGUUGAGCUCAUGAAGAAGGGGGAAUGCAUUCGAACCAUCCUGAAUGUGUCUAAAUGAGAAGGGCACAGCUACUUCAGAUCGAAGUCAUUACUGCUUCUGCAUAUAUUUUAUCAUUUAAUAAAGCUUGCUAAUACGAAUUCUUUGUUUUGAAAAUUGGCUAAAUAUUAUAUAACCCUGCAACACUCGAAAGGUGUUGGCUGAAACACUCACAUUACUCAAUUAGCGUAUUUAACCUGCAUGCUGUGAUAAGCUUAUAAGCCACAUACUGGAAUUAGAUUAUCUAAAAGAGUUCACAAACAUUAUACAAUCGUAUAAAAAGCUAUGGGGUGGAAGCCAUUAUGUAAAAUAGUUGCAUGUGGUAAUAAAAAUGCAAAUUCAA